Messenger RNA from Perkinsus marinus ATCC 50983, 214 nucleotides. RefSeq lists its product as hypothetical. The record is from RefSeq and is a predicted model, not a curated record. The transcript is spliced from 2 exons. The annotation marks the transcript as partial. Lineage: Eukaryota; Perkinsozoa; Perkinsida; Perkinsidae.
AUGCAUAUCGUCGUAUUGGGCCUAGUGCUGACUCUGAUGGACCGAGCGAGCGGCGACAGCGGCACAGUGAGGGGGACUCCAGCAAUGUGUACUGAAAAGAUCUCUGACGAAGCCGUAGCGUACAUUACCUCCGAGAAUGGUGGUAAUAUGACGCGUCGUAGUGUUACCAUCACGAAUGGCUCAGCAGCUACCUAUCACGUUAAGUUGAACUCCG